Molecule: messenger RNA, 4098 nt
Organism: Sinocyclocheilus rhinocerous
Lineage: Eukaryota; Metazoa; Chordata; Actinopteri; Cypriniformes; Cyprinidae
Product: WASH complex subunit strumpellin-like
Exons: 27
Coding region: 145-3372 (1075 amino acids)
Biological process (GO): endosome fission; actin filament polymerization; endosome organization
Cellular component (GO): WASH complex; endosome
Source: RefSeq, a predicted model, not a curated record
AGCGCCGGGUGGAGCUCUCCUCGUGACACUCACGUGAUUUGUAAACAGGAAGUGUCUGCUCUGUACUGCAGAGGAUCUAGCCAUCACUGAGGAGACUGAAUGAAGCUUUGAUCAGAGAACAGAUCUGCUGGUUGCUUCCUCAUCAUGGUGGACUUUCUGGCAGAGAACAACCUGUGUGGUCAGGCCAUCCUGAGGAUCGUGUCCAGAGGAAACGCCAACAUAGCUGAAUUACUCAGACUGUCAGAAUUUAUUCCUGCAGUUUUCAGACUCAAAGACAAGAGCGACCAGCAGAAAUAUGGAGACAUAAUCUGUGAUUUCAGCUACUUUAAGGGUCCGGAGUAUUAUGAGAGUAAACUGGAAGCAAAGCCGGAGCUGCAGGAUUUAGAUGAGGAGUUUCGGGAGAAUAACAUCGAGAUAUUGACACGGUUCUACCUGGCCUUUGAGAGUGUCCAUAAAUAUGUCGUAGACUUGAUAAGGUACUUGGAUGAUCUCAAUGAAGGGGUCUACAUUCAGCAAACACUAGAAACUGUUUUAUUGAAUGAAGAUGGGAAACAGCUCCUGUGUGAGGCUCUGUACCUGUAUGGAGUCAUGUUACUGGUCAUUGAUCAGAAGAUGGAGGGAGAGGUGAGAGAAAGGAUGCUGGUGUCCUACUACAGAUACAGUGCUGCUCGCUCCUCGGCUGACUCAAACCUGGACGACAUCUGCAAGCUCCUGCGUAGCACGGGAUACUCCAGCCACCCAGGGGCCAAACGGCCGCCCAACUACCCCGAGAGCUACUUCCAGAGAGUUCCCAUCAGCCCCACCUUCAUCAGUAUGGUGAUCGGCCGCCUCCGCUCUGAUGACAUUUACAACCAGGUUUCUGCGUAUCCUCUGCCGGAGCACCGCAGUACAGCGCUGGCAACACAGGCUGCUAUGCUGUGUGUCUGCUUAUACUUCACCCCCUCCAUCCUUCACACACAACAGGCCAAGAUGAGAGAGAUCGUGGACAAAUACUUCCCUGACAACUGGGUUAUAAGCAUAUACAUGGGGAUCACUGUGAAUUUGGUGGAGGCGUGGGAACCAUAUAAAGCUGCUAAAACGGCCCUGAACUACACGCUGGAGACAGCCAACAUCAGAGAACAGGCCGGUCGAUACGCUGCCAGUGUGGAGAGUUUGCGGUCGCAGGUGCAGCAGUUAUUGAAGGAGGGAUUCCUGAGAGAAGAAAUCGUCCUGGACAACAUUCCCAAACUGCUCAACUGCCUCCGUGACUGUAACGUUGCCAUCCGCUGGCUGAUGCUGCACACUGCAGAGUCCGCUUAUGAUCCAAACAACAAGAGACUGCGUCAGAUCAAAGAUCAAGUCAUCAACGACUCCAAAUACAAUCCCAAAAUUCUGUUUCAGCUGCUGCUGGACACGGCCCAGUUUGAGUUCAUCCUCAAAGAGAUGUUCAAGCAGAUGUUGGCAGAGAAGCAGCUGAAGUGGGAGAGCUAUAAGAAAGAGGGAUCAGAGAGAAUGAUGGAGCUGGCCGAGGUGUUUUCUGGGGUCAAACCUCUCACCAGGGUGGAGAAAAAUGAGAAUCUUCAGGCCUGGUUCAGAGAGAUCUCCAAACAGAUCGAGUCCCUGAACUAUGAGGACUCGACCGCUGCCGGCAGGAAGACUGUGCAGCUCAUUCAGGCUCUUGUGGAGGUCCAAGAGUUUCACCAGCUGGAGUCCAACCUGCAGGUGUGUCAGUUCCUGGCGGACACGCGCAAGUUCCUCCAUCAGAUGAUCCGCACCAUCAAUAUCAAAGAGGAAGUGCUCAUCACCAUGCAGAUAGUGGGAGAUUUGUCCUACGCCUGGCAGAUCAUUGACAGCUUCACAUCAAUAAUGCAAGAGAGUAUCAGAGCAAACCCCACGAUGGUGACCAAACUCAGAGCCACUUUCCUGAAGGUAGCUAAACUCACUCAUGCCAUCUCGGUCUUCACUGAAGGGAUUCUGAUGAUGAAGACCACACUCGUCGGCAUUAUCAAGGUGGAUCCGAAGCAGCUUCUGGAGGACGGGAUCAGGAAAGAGCUCGUCAAACGUGUCGCUUACGCUCUGCACAAAGGCCUCAUCUUCAACCCCAAAGCCAAACCCAGUGAACUGAUGCCAAAGCUGAAGGAAAUGGCUGCCACCAUGGAUGGGUUUUACCGCUCGUUUGAAUACAUUCAGGAUUACGUGAGCAUCUACGGCCUGAAGAUCUGGCAGGAGGAAGUGUCUCGGAUCAUCAACUACAACGUAGAGCAGGAGUGUAACAGUUUCCUCAGAACCAAGAUCCAAGACUGGCAAAGCGUCUACCAGUCCACCCACAUUCCCAUUCCUAAGUAUCCGUCAGUGGAUGAAUCGGCCACGUUUAUUGGCCGUCUCUGCAGGGAAAUCCUGAGGAUCACAGAUCCAAAAACAACAUGUUACUUUGAUCAGCUGAACACCUGGUACGAUAUGAGGACGCAUCAGGAAGUGACCAACAACCGACUCUUCUCGGAGAUUCAGGACACGCUGGGAACCUUCGGCCUGAACGGACUCGACCGACUCUUGUGCUUCAUGAUUGUGAAAGAGCUGCAGAAUUUUCUGACAGUCCUUCAGAAGAACAUCCUGAAGGACAAAGCUGUGGUUGACGUCUUUAAAGCUCUGCUGUCGGCUGUCAAUCCUGUCAAAGGGAUUGUGGCAAAUGCAAGCAAAGUCUACGCCAACGCUGCGGCCAAGACUCAGAAGAUCUGGCCAGCGUAUCUGGAAGCCAUCAUGAAGGUGGGUCAGAUGCAGAUCUUGAGGCAGCAGAUAGCCAAUGAACUGAACUACUCCUGCAAAUUUGACUCGAAACACCUCGCUGCGGCGCUGGAUAAUCUGAACAAGUCUUUGCUGUCUGAUAUUGAAGCUCAUUACCAGGAUCCAUCGCUGCCGUAUCCCAAAGAGGACAACACUCUGCUCUACGAGAUCACCGCGUAUCUGGAGGCCGCUGGAAUCCACAACCCACUCAACAAAAUCUACAUCACAACAAAGCGUCUGCCUUACUUUCCCAUUGUGAACUUCCUGUUUCUCAUCGCGCAGCUGCCAAAACUGCAGUACAACAAAAGCCAAGGCAUGACGUGCAGGAAGGCAACAGAUCCGGUGGAUUGGGCUCCUCUGGUUUUGGGUCUCCUGACGCUGCUCAAACAGUUUCACUCCAGAUACACUGAACAUUUCCUGGCUCUGAUCGGACAGUUUAUUCGCUCCAUAAUGGAGCAGUGCACCAGUCAGAAGAUUCCAGAUAUGCCUUCAGAUGUAGUCGGAGCAUUAAUGUUUCUGGAGGACUAUGUGCGUUACACUAAACUGCCCAGAAAGGUGGCAGAGGCUCAUGUGCCAAGUUUCAUUUUCGAUGAAUUUAGGACUGUACUGUAAAUGUGCCUGUUGUAAUGUCAAAUCAUAUUUGAUAUCAUUUGUCUUUCUCUUAAAGCACUAAUGAAAUUGAUUAACAUUUUUAACAUUUCAGUUUUAAAACAUGAUCAUCUUUUGUAGCUGUUACUCACCUGAUCUGUCUGCUGGUGUAAUAAAUGCCAUAUGUGUAUGUUUUGAUACAACUUUUUAGGACAUUUAAACACUUUUGAAGAAUUAAUCUCUAACUCGCAACCUCUCAAGACUUAUUGCUUUUAUAAAAUGGUGGCAACAGUAAUAAGAUUAAAAAAAAAAAAUUGUGGAUUUGGUUCAUUGGUUUAAAUGUACGCUGUGGCUCAUCCAAUCAGAAUUUAGAGUGAGAAUUAUUCUGAAACUGUACACAAGAACUUUUUUGCACACCACACGAGACAUGAUUUGAAUGAAAGUUUUACUUUUAUCUUAAAUAUAUUACAAUACUGAAUGGAUGCUGUAUGAAAAAAAUGAGCAUUUAUCAUUUUAAUUGUCAGUCUAUGUACAGCACACAAUGAACAAAAACAGCCACGAAGAAUCUAUGAAUAUCAACACUGUGUACACGGUCAGAUGCAAACACAAGAGAAACAACAGAGUGACUGCGCAGAAAGCAUGGAAAAGAUGUAAAUUACAGCUGCACAAAAAUCACUACCGGUUAACGCUGUCGUGGAUUUCAGUUUGUGUGUGCGAGAGAGCUCGCUAUAGAAGCUUGUUUCCACCAUA